UGGACACGAGGGCCAAUAGGCGGUGGCGACAGUGCAGAGUGUGGUUGCCAGGGGGCGGGGCCCGGAUGCCUGCCAGGCUUGCCACCCUAGCAGCGGAGUCGGGGAUUGUGGACGUGGUCGCCACUUCCUGAGCUGCGGGGAUGGAGGCGUCGCGCUGCCGACUCGGACCCCGCGGGGACAGUGCCUUUGAAGAUGAGACAAUGAAGCUUCGACAGCUGAAACUAGAUAAUCAGAGAGCACUGCUGGAGAAGAAGCAGAGAAAAAAGCGCCUUGAGCCACUCAUGGUACAGCCAAAUCCAGAAGCAAGGCUACGUCGAUCAAAGCCAAGAGGUAGCGAGGAGCAAACUCCUUUGGUGGAACCUCAUACCCCACAGAAUGAUGUCAUCCUACAUGGCAUUGAUGGUCCAGCUGCCUUUUUGAAGCCAGAUGCUCAAGAUUUGGAAACCAAACUUCAUGUUCUUUCAGUAGGCUCUUCUGCUACAGAAGAGGAUACCGAAGGAAGUGUUGAUGGGGAAAGCACUAUGGAUACUGCGCCUAAGCCAGAUCUCCAGGAGAUUCUCCAAAAACAUGGUAUCUCAGGUAGUUUGAACUUUGAUGAAGAGGAGACUGAUGGGGAAGAAGAAGGAAAGAAAUUAUGUCAUUCGCCAUAUUCAGAUGCAGAGAGACCCAAUUCUGCAUCCAGCCAGAAAUCAACCACAGAUACAGGAGCUUAUGGUACUGCAGCCCAACAAAGUGAUAACCAGCUGGGAGAAGUGGAGAAUUUGGAGGACUUUGCAUAUAGUCCUGCCCCUCGGGGUAUUACAGUAAAGUGUCGGAUAACCAGGGAUAAAAAAGGAAUGGAUCGGGGUCUCUUCCCCACUUACUAUAUGCACUUGGAAAAAGAUGAAAAUCGGAAGAUAUUUCUUCUUGCAGGUAGAAAGCGGAAAAAGAGCAAAACAUCCAACUAUCUUAUCUCCACUGAUCCAACAGAUUUAUCUCGUGAAGGGGAAAGUUACAUUGGCAAACUCAGAUCCAACCUCAUGGGGACCAAGUUUACAGUUUACGAUCACGGUGUCAGCCCAGCCAAGGCCCAGGGUCUGGUAGAGAAGGCCUAUACCCGGCAGGAGCUGGCAGCCAUCUGUUACGAAACAAAUGUACUUGGAUUUAAAGGUCCUAGGAAAAUGUCUGUGAUCAUUCCAGGAAUGAAUAUGAAUCAUGAACGGAUCCCAUUUCGGCCACGAAAUGACCACGAGAGCUUGCUUUCCAAAUGGCAGAACAAAACCAUGGAAAACUUGAUUGAACUGCACAACAAGUCCCCAGUCUGGAAUGACGACACACAGUCUUAUGUCCUGAACUUCCACGGCCGGGUCACUCAGGCAUCUGUGAAGAACUUUCAGAUAGUCCACGAGAAUGACCCUGACUACAUAGUCAUGCAGUUUGGACGUGUGGCAGAUGAUGUGUUCACCCUGGACUACAACUACCCACUGUGUGCACUUCAGGCCUUUGCCAUUGGACUUUCCAGCUUUGACAGCAAGCUAGCAUGUGAAUAAGAGAAAGAAAAAGGGCUGAGUUUUCUCACUCACA
Messenger RNA from Felis catus (domestic cat), 1563 nucleotides. It is a transcript of the gene TULP3, whose product is annotated as TUB like protein 3. Gene Ontology annotation, biological process: protein localization to cilium. Bases 141 to 1529 code for a protein of 462 amino acids. Gene Ontology annotation, cellular component: cilium. Lineage: Eukaryota; Metazoa; Chordata; Mammalia; Carnivora; Felidae. The record is from RefSeq and is a predicted model, not a curated record. The transcript has 11 exons.